CCCCCCCAGAAAUCUUAGUUUUCUGAAAAAUUGAGAAGUUAAUAUACAUAUUAAUCCGAAGUGUGAGGUCGAACUAAUGCAUUGCUAUUAUUGGACAAAAUAAUCUAACAGUGUGAAAACGUCCGUAGACAGAUUAUUUUAAUAGCCUACGGUUAGUUUUGAUAUAACGUAACAACAUCAAAUACGGUACAGUGACGUUUCUGUAAUGUUGUCGUUGAAGUCACAGUGGCAGUGGCAACACUGUAUAAAUCACAGAGAAUAGAACAAAUCUUCUUCAGUCAGACGUUGCUUGCUAACCUUGCUAGUUGCUACAUAUUGGCCGUGUAUCAAUGCCUGGCAAAGUCAAAGGGCUAUAAGUGUCAGUUUGCUCAAGCGUUUCCUUUUCCAUGUGCAACUGCAAAAGACGACAUCGACAUGGUGAACUACAGCUUUGGGAAAUGCAAUGGAAAGACACGGACGAAUUUCCAAAAACAGCGCUGGACGCGUUAGACAGUUGUAACAGAGAUUUGUUCCCGACAGUCAGCAAGCUACUUCUAGUCUUAGCUACACUUCCCAUCAGCAAUGCUUCUGCAGAGCGUAGCUUUCAAUCUCUAAAGAGAAUAAAGUCGUGGCUAAGAACACGGAUGCGUCAAGACAGGUUGAUUGGACUUGCUCUACUCCAUGCCCAUCGAGACAUCCCUGUAGACCCAACGAAAGUUUUAGAACGAUUCGCCAAAAGUGGCCAUUGAAGACUUAAUUCGAUUUGUAAUUACAUUCUUUUUAAAACCUUAUAACUUGUU
Messenger RNA from Diabrotica virgifera virgifera (western corn rootworm), 779 nucleotides. RefSeq lists its product as uncharacterized. The transcript is spliced from 2 exons. Gene Ontology annotation, molecular function: protein dimerization activity. The record is from RefSeq and is a predicted model, not a curated record. Lineage: Eukaryota; Metazoa; Arthropoda; Insecta; Coleoptera; Chrysomelidae. Bases 387 to 728 code for a protein of 113 amino acids.